Messenger RNA from Rana temporaria (common frog), 3380 nucleotides. RefSeq names its product T-box transcription factor 5 (gene TBX5). Gene Ontology annotation, molecular function: DNA-binding transcription factor activity, RNA polymerase II-specific; RNA polymerase II cis-regulatory region sequence-specific DNA binding. The transcript is spliced from 10 exons. Gene Ontology annotation, biological process: regulation of transcription by RNA polymerase II; cardiac left ventricle formation; pattern specification process. Bases 649 to 2319 code for a protein of 556 amino acids. The record is from RefSeq and is a predicted model, not a curated record. Lineage: Eukaryota; Metazoa; Chordata; Amphibia; Anura; Ranidae. Gene Ontology annotation, cellular component: nucleus.
GGCCAGGUCUCAGGAAGCCAGGCAAUGAGCAGAGGGAAGGAUGAGGCAUGUAGAAGACAUGGGAGUGAAGUAGUGAGAUAGUGAGUGUAGGGAGCACAUGAGGAGCUGGUUGGGCAGUGUCUAAACACUUGCAGUGCUCCCACUCUCCCUCUCCCUCCCCUCCCCAUCAUUACACUAAGCUGUGUGCAAUAGAACAGCUUGGAUUUCUCUCUCUAUUCAGCGCACACACAGACACAGGAAAGGAAUACAGGACAGAAAGACACACCAUACACCCAGCACACAUCACAAGGCUGCCCUUCCUCUCACCCAUCACUGGCUGCAAGAAGAUUCUCCUCCAUGGCCAUGAUAAGAGCUGCUGGAUUUAUCAUCUCCCUGUCUCCAACAAUCUGAGUGUUCACAGGGAAGGAUCCGCUGUGUCUGGGAAUGACAUGAGGAGGACCCUGAUUUUACAAGCCUUCUGAUCACCUUUCUAAAAGCUCCAUCGAUUUCUUUGCUGGAGACAGUGAGGAGGAUUGUGCAUGUGCUCCAGGCUUCUCUGUCCUUCUGGGGAGGAAGCCGAACACUGAGAAGAUCUUCUGCAACAGCAGCAAGCCAGGGCCUUGACCACCGACAAAGGAGAGCCAUCCCCUGCCAGGGUCCUAUAAUACCAUGGCGGACACCGAUGAGGGCUAUGGGAUGCCUGAUACCCCGGUGGAAGCAGACCACAAGGAGCUGCAGUGUGAUCCCAAGCAGGACAGUCAGCUGGGGGCCAGCAGCAAGACCCCCACCUCCCCACAAGCUGCCUUCACCCAGCAGGGAAUGGAAGGCAUUAAGGUAUUCUUGCACGAACGAGAGUUAUGGAUGAAAUUUCACGAAGUUGGCACAGAGAUGAUCAUAACCAAGGCGGGAAGGCGAAUGUUUCCCAGUUACAAGGUGAAAGUCACUGGCCUCAAUCCAAAGACCAAGUACAUCCUUCUUAUGGAUAUUGUGCCAGCUGAUGACCACAGAUACAAGUUUGCUGAUAACAAAUGGUCGGUAACUGGUAAGGCUGAGCCGGCAAUGCCUGGGCGCUUGUACGUUCACCCAGACUCUCCUGCCACUGGUGCACAUUGGAUGAGGCAACUGGUUUCUUUCCAAAAGCUAAAGCUCACUAACAACCAUCUGGAUCCUUUUGGGCAUGCUGGCAGUGCUGCUGUCCAAAGGUGUCUCUGUUGCUCUUCCAUCCAGAAUGGAGACACCCUAAGACAAGAAGUGUGUUACUGGACAGAUCACCAGGUGAAAAUAAAGAUCAUCCUGAAUUCCAUGCACAAAUAUCAGCCUCGGCUCCACAUAGUUAAAGCAGAUGAAAAUAAUGGAUUUGGGUCCAAGAACACUGCUUUCUGUACACAUGUCUUCCCGGAAACAGCAUUUAUAGCAGUCACUUCCUACCAGAACCACAAGAUAACACAGCUGAAGAUUGAAAACAACCCAUUUGCCAAAGGCUUUAGGGGGAGCGAUGACAUGGAGCUGCACCGAAUGUCCAGGAUGCAAAGCAAAGAAUAUCCAGUAGUUCCAAGAAGUACAGUGCGACAGAAAGUUUCAUCCAAUCAUAGUCCAUUUCCCUCUGAAUCCCGAAAUAUUUCCAGUUCCUCCAACCUCAGUUCUCAGUUCCAGUGUGAGAAUGGUGUUAGCAGCACCUCUCAGGACAUAAUGCCUCCUUCCAACUCAUACCAACCUCUUCCUCACGAACCUGGGCCUAUAUAUCACUGCACAAAAAGAAAAGCAAGUGAAGAAUCAUCUGAAAAUCCUUAUAAGAAGCCCUACAUGGACACAUCUCCAAACGAAGAAGAUCCAUAUUACAGAUCUGGGUAUCCACAACCAUCAUCCUCUUCUUCAUCCUCAACCUCAUUUCGCACAGAGUCUGCUCAACGUCAGGCCUGCAUGUAUGCUAAUUCAGCACCUGCCACAGAGCCUGUCACGGGCAUAGAAGACAUUUCAUGUAAUAGCUGGUCAAGUGUGCCAUCUUAUAGCAGCUGCACAGUGGGAAGUGGAAUGCAACCUAUGGAGCGAUUGCCCUACCAGCACUUCUCUGCUCAUUUUACCUCCAGCUCACUCAUGCCCAGAUUGGGCAACCAUGCAAGCACACAGGCUGCAGAUACCCACUCCAUGUUCCAACAUCAGCCUUCUCACCAAGCUAUUGUAAGGCAGUGUGCACCUCAGCCUGCAGGGUUACAACCGGCUUCUUCCCUCCAGUCCUCUGAGUUCCUUUACCCACAUGGAGUUCCUCGGACCCUAUCACCACACCAGUAUCACCCUGUUCAUGGGGUGGGAAUUGCACCAGACUGGAUCGAGAAUAGCUAACAGAACACAGACAUUAAAUAUACAUUGUUUUGAAGUAAAAGCCUAAAACAAAAUGUUUGUAGGACAACAUAAAGUGAAGAUAUCCUAAAAAAGACACACAAACUUGUAUGCUGGAUCAUUGCUUCUUAAACACCUCAAACUUUCACCCAAUUUUUCACUUUAUUCCUAUUCCUUCUGGCACCAGGAUCACAAAUGGGGUUAAGAGGAAUGCAAGAAAAAGCAAGCUGGGAAAUGCAAGCUGAACAGUCUAAAAUGACCUAACUAGAGUUUUUGUACUUCACACAAUGGGCUUUAUUAGGAUGAUUGGUGCUUAUAUGUGAAAGCAGCACUUCAUAAGUUCACUGACAUGCCUCUGCCAAAACGUUGGGUGUUUGCAGUUUGUUACACUGUGUGACGUAGGAGGCUGGGAGAAUAGUUUUCAAAUAUGUCAGAAAAGGGGGGGAACACAGCAAGAGUGUGUUGGAGAGGAGCAGAGAUUCCAUCAAAGCUACACUUCCCCUGUGUUCUUCUGUUCUUUCAUUUUUUUGGGGUCAUCAUAUCAAAAAUAUCGUACAAAUGUUAAAAAAGGUAAAGCUUGUAUAUAAACCAGGUCAAUAAAAGGUACAGCUAAGAAACAAAAAUAAACGUGCUCUCAAUCACCCAAGCACAGCAACAAUUAUGUUACCCUUCCUACUUUAUAAAGGUAACAUUUUUGAUCAUUUUGAGUUUUGGCAUAGCACUAACAUAUAUUUCUAGGGAAUUCUCUGGUUCUUUACAAGAACAUGCUAAAGUUGGUGACAUUGGAUUCCACUGUGUUUGAAAGUACAUUAGCAAUCAAAAGUGUACAAGAAUAUGUAAAAAGUGAACACUAAAAGGUAAAUGAAUGAUGAAUUAAUGCGCUUAGUAAGGCUGCAAUGCAAUUAAGACAUUUUCUUUUAAGCAAUAGUCUUGUUGCCAUUUUAACCUAUUAAAGCAUUGGACAUUUGGAUUUCUGCCCUCUCCAAAUACACAGUGGGGUUGAUUUACUAAAACUGGAGAGUGCAAAAUCAGGUGCAGCUCUGCAUGGUAGCCAAUCAGCUUCU